UGAGUUUGAGAGACAGACAUAUAGGGAGUUCACAGAACAGACAUUCAAGCAAUGGAGCGAGUCUUGCCAUUUGUUCUUCUGAUCUCAGGUUUCAGCGGAGUAAUUCUGUGUAAACCUGAGUAUCAUUUUGUGAAUGAAACGAAGAACUGGAUUGAUGCACAGACACACUGUAGAAACGCAUACAUCGACUUGGCUACAAUUCAUGACAUGGAGGAUAUAAGUAGAGUUAAGAGCAUUAUUAAAAAUGAGAAAAGUGCCGUCUGGAUUGGGCUUUAUAAAACAGAUGUCGACCUGUGGAAGUGGUCACUCGAGGACAAAUCCCUUUAUAGUCCAGGAGAAUAUGAGUUUAGAAACUGGGACACGACCCAGCCCACUUUAGAACCCAAUGAAGAAUGUGUGAGAGCCCUUGAGGGUAAUGGGAAAUGGCAUGAUGCGGCCUGCGAUGAACAGCACAUAUUUUUCUGUUAUGAUGAAAAUCUCAAUGCAACGUUGAUAAAUGAGAGCAAAACUGGCCAUUCAGCUAAGGCCUACUGCCGAGAGAAGUACAAAGACCUGGCCAGCAUCAGAAAUUUGAAGGAGAAUCAGCAGCUUCAUGAGAUUGCACAGAAAAAAUCUUUUUGGAUUGGACUCAUCAGAGACUCCUGGAAAUGGUCAGAUGGUAGCAACUCCUCUUUCCAAUAUUGGUCCUCUGGUGAGCUUUUCAACCCUGUUAAUUCAAACGAGUACUGUGCAGUCAUAACACCAAGUGAUGGCUUGUGGGGAGACAGGACAUGUACAGCCCUGCUUCCUUUCUUAUGCCAAAAGGAGAAAGAGAUUAAAGAAAGAAAGACCAUCAAAGUGAAACUGAAAUCUGAGACUGCCAUCAAUAUGGAGGAUCCUAAAGUACAGGCAGCCAUUUUACAGCAGAUUCAUGAAAGACUGCAAUUGUCUUCAGAUGUGAAAGUGACUUGGAAGAAGCAGGCAGAUGGCAAUGUAUUCCAUGAGAAUAAAGAGAGGAAGAAAAAGAGGAAGAGGGAAGAUCUUUAAGCUCCGGUCCAGAUGCUUCUGAAACAACAUUAAUGAGUAACAAUACCUAAUAAACCAGGGCUUAAGCCAAUAGCAUUUCCUAUAACCUACAUUCUAUGGUUUUUAUUAUACUGUUUGAUAAGUUAUAUAGCUGACUUACCUCAAUACAUGUAUCCUAUAAAAGAGUCAUUGUUUAAUUAUUACUUCUAGCUCAGAUCUUUCAUGGACAAAUGAAAACAUAGCUAAAUGUGUACCUUUACCUGAGUGCCAUUCUGUUUAAAACCUUGGUCUAUAAAAUAGGAUUCUGUGAAGCAGUUUCUGAUAAAUGUUUUAGACGUGUUCUGCUAUACUAACUGAUCAAAUGUUCUUCCUGAUCAGACUCUGUCUUACAAUGAUGGUAGCGUGUGUUGUUGUUUUUAAUUCUAAUUUAUGUACUUUCAUUUUAAACUACUGCCCUAUAUUGUU
Molecule: messenger RNA, 1470 nt
Organism: Sardina pilchardus (European sardine)
Lineage: Eukaryota; Metazoa; Chordata; Actinopteri; Clupeiformes; Clupeidae
Product: C-type mannose receptor 2-like
Exons: 6
Coding region: 52-1026 (324 amino acids)
Source: RefSeq, a predicted model, not a curated record